This is a messenger RNA of Chrysemys picta bellii (western painted turtle), 3868 nucleotides long. It is a transcript of the gene COL9A3, whose product is annotated as collagen type IX alpha 3 chain. The record is from RefSeq and is a predicted model, not a curated record. Gene Ontology annotation, molecular function: extracellular matrix structural constituent conferring tensile strength. Gene Ontology annotation, biological process: extracellular matrix organization. Lineage: Eukaryota; Metazoa; Chordata; Testudines; Emydidae.
UUCCCCUUCCUGAAACCUAGUCUCUCUCUCUGAGCUCAGCCCCUCUCGCCUGCCUGUGCUUCUGAGCUCUGCCCCCUCCAGCUGGAGACUCAGGUUUAUCUGGAGACUGAGGGGCUCAUUCGGGAGCUGAGAUCUGAGAGGUGAAGGAGAGAUCCAUUGGAACCAGGAGAAGGGAAAGGGGCUAGUUUCACUGAAGAGAGGCAGAGCGUGGAGACCAUGGCUGGAUUCUCAGCUCUUGGGCUGCUCUUUCUUUUUCAACUACUAGCCACCUCCUCAGCUCAGAGAGCAGGACCACGAGGCCCUCCUGGACCACGAGGACUCCCUGGAUCACCUGGCAAGGAAGGCAUAGAUGGAGAACCUGGCCCACCUGGUUUACCUGGCCCACCAGGGCCGAAAGGUGCACCAGGGAAGCCUGGAAAGGCUGGUGAAGCAGGGUUACCUGGCCUUCCUGGAGUGGAUGGUUUAACAGGACCCGAUGGCCCGCCCGGCCCAAAUGGGCCCCCAGGAGAAAGAGGGGCUUUAGGACCUGCAGGACCGCCUGGACCAGCUGGCAAAGGACUGCCAGGCCCUCCGGGGCCUCCAGGAGCCAGCGGACUCCCGGGUGGAAACGGACUUCAGGGGUCACCUGGACCAUCAGGUCUUCCAGGAUUCCCAGGACAGCCUGGACCUCCAGGGCCUCCAGGUCUUCCAGGGGUUCUUCCUGAUGGCAGUGGAGACCUUCAGUGCCCCGCUCUCUGCCCCCCAGGCCCUCCGGGUCCUCCAGGAAUGCCAGGAUUCAAGGGGCAUACAGGCCACAAAGGAGAACCUGGGGAAAUAGGAAAAGACGGUGAGAAGGGAGACGCAGGCCCUCCAGGUCCUCCGGGGAUUCCAGGCAGUGUCGGCCUGCAGGGGCCAAGAGGGUUAAGAGGCCUCAUUGGCCCAGAGGGUCCAGUCGGGGACAGGGGACCUAUUGGUUUCAGAGGGCCACCAGGACUCCCAGGACCUCCAGGGAAAGCAGGAGACCGAGGAGACAGAGGGCCUCAAGGGUUCAGAGGGCCCAAAGGGGAUACUGGUAGACCUGGACCAAAAGGAUCGCCAGGGACCGGUGGACCCAUAGGAGAACCUGGCAUGCCGGGCAAAGAUGGACGAGAUGGAACACCUGGACUCGAUGGUGAGAAGGGUGACGCUGCCCGCUUCGGUCCUCCUGGAGAGAAGGGGCCAAAUGGACUUCCUGGGCUACCAGGAAGACCAGGUCACAAGGGUCCAAAGGGUGAACUAGGUAGUCCUGGAGAGAUGGGAGAGGCAGGUCCAUCGGGAGAGCCCGGUAUCCCUGGUGAUGCCGGUAUCCCUGGUGAGAGAGGUGAGCCCGGACCUAGAGGAUCAUCUGGCGCACUUGGUCUUCAAGGCCCCUUGGGAGCCCCAGGCGUAAGAGGCUUUCAGGGCCGCAAAGGUGCCAGUGGGGAACCUGGACUCCCCGGUCCUACGGGGAUUCGUGGUGAAUUUGGUGACAGGGGUUCUGGUGGAGUUUCUGGUCCCAAAGGUAACCAGGGCACUGCUGGAGCAGAUGGCCUGCCAGGUGACAAAGGAGAACUGGGUCCUUUCGGCCCCCCAGGACAAAAGGGAGAGUCAGGAAAAAGAGGCGAGCUGGGUCCUAAAGGUAUACAAGGACCGAAUGGGACUUCUGGUGUGCAAGGGAUUCCAGGUCAUCCAGGACCUAUGGGCUACCAGGGAGAGCAAGGUAUCCCCGGCAUUACUGGAAAACCUGGCCCUCCAGGCAAAGAGGCCAGUGAACAACACAUAAGAGAACUCUGUGGGGGAAUGAUAAAUGAACAAAUUGCACAGUUAGCUGCUAAUUUGAGAAGGCCCUUGGCUCCGGGACUGAUGGGUCGACCUGGCCCAGCGGGUCCCCCAGGUCCACCUGGGGCAAUGGGAAGUGUUGGUCAUCCCGGUGCUCGUGGUCCACCUGGAUAUAGAGGGCCGACAGGAGAACUUGGAGACCCUGGUCCCAGAGGUGAUACAGGUGAAAAGGGAGACAAAGGAGGCACUGGCAUAGGUAUUGAUGGGCCUGAUGGAGAUCAAGGACUUCAAGGUCCACCAGGUGUAACUGGAAUUAGUAAAGAUGGUCGAGAUGGUGCUCAUGGUGAACCCGGUCUGCCAGGUGAUCCUGGUGUACCUGGUGCAAUAGGAGCUCAGGGAACUCCAGGAAUCUGUGAUACAUCAGCCUGCAUGGGUGCUGUUGGAGGAGGAGGAUCCAAAAAAUCUUCAGCACUAAAAGUGGAGAAGUGACUGAAUAUUUAAGUAAACAGUGAAUUGUAUGAAAAGAGUCAGAAUCCUCCUAGUGAUAAAUGGACAAAUAUUCCUUUUAUUAAAAUGAAUAAAAUGGAGACUUUGACACAGUAAUUCAGUUCCAUGACACAGGAAAGCAUCAGACAAAAACCUUUACUAAAAAGAUGCAUAAAACUGUUUCCCCACCUCCACCCCUUAUUUUCCAGAAUUUUUACUGCAAAUCAGUCUCACUUUCCCUUCCUCCCCACUUUGUUGAAGAGACCUACAGGAGGAAGCGCUGCUCCUUUUACUGUCAUCUCCCUAACUGUACAAAAGCUUGUGGCUAUUUUGCAUAAAGGCUUGAGUCUAUGCUCACUGAAUUCAGUAGUGGUUCAGGCACUAAUUGAACAUCAUUGACCAUGUAUAUUGGUUGUCCACCAUGAAUUAUCAAACUGUACCUCAAACAUUUGCCAUGGCUAGUAAAUGUUAAACCCUUUGCACUCUUGCAAUCUAACUCUGCAAAGGGUGUAAUGUAUAUAUUAUAAUUUACAGGGGAGAGUUUUUGUAUAUUUCCAUGUUAUAAUAAAGGAUAUUCAAUAACAGCAUCUUCACACCCUCUACUUCAGCUAUUUGCACAGAAUUUGUGAAAAAAAAUCCCAAGUCAAAAAGGAUGCUCUUCUCAACACCAGCCAAAAUUACUGUAUGAACUAUUGUAAAAAUAAAAGGAGAUUUUUUUAACCUUUUUUUGUGAUGCUGUAACUGUCAUUAUACACAUCAAAGCUUGUUCUACCGAACCCCAUCUUCCCCCAAUUGUUUUUAUUAGAAUUAUUUAGAAAUAAAUUGCUGCAAAAUUGUGAAUAUCCGUGAUUUAAAACAGUAUUUAUUUUGGGGUGACUUUUUUUGUACUAUAAAACCUGUCAGCAUCAUCUGUUUUAAGAAAUUAAUAAAGCCACUUUUUCAGUUCAUAAAAUAUACUAUUUCUGUCCUGAACAUUGCAUCUUAUUAACAAGUAGAGACAUUUCUACUCUUUUAAUAUGAAAAUAUUUUGUGCACUUAAAUAAUUCACCAUUUACAAUAUACCACUUUUGGACUAAAGCAACAAUACAGGAAAAUUGUUGGACAGUUUGUGCAAGAAGUAUUUAAAAUACUACUGUAUUUUAAAAGCAAUGCCAAUAGCAUUGUAUGAUUCUUUAGUCCUAUGGGGAUGUACGGUUCAAUAUGAACUUCAAAUUUGAAUUCCAAUGCAUAUAAUAUUGUUUGUAAGAUGUGUACUUAUUAUACAAGCACUAACCAAUUUAAUUUUCUCACUGUUUCAAUUGCGAAAUGGGCACUAUAAUGGCAUCUUUAUUUAUUUAUUUAUUUAUUUAUUUUACAUUUAACAGGAAUGUACAUUCAUGACUGACUAAAUACAACAGGACAGGUUGAUGGUCUAUAACAAUUUCUAACAAGUUAAAAUGGAUUUUGGUAGCUAUUGGGGGGAGAAAAAUAUUUAGUGGCUGUCAUGACAUUUUCUUGUUGCCUCUGGUCCCAAAGCUCUCUGAGAGGACACUGAUCAAUCAAUAUUGUUGGUAAUUCAUUUAUCUUUCCAUUUGAAUAAAGAAUGUUUUCUUUACUGUUCUAUUUA